UUUGUUAUAAAAAAUAAAUUUUUUAGUGGCAAUUAUUAAGCACAGCUGUUAAGCAUAGAAAUAUACUGUACUUAACUGUUGUUAUUUGAGCAAAACUUUUGAAUUAAUGAUUAUAAAUCAAUUGAUUGAAGCAAUCGUGACUAUAAUUUAAAUAAAACAAUUUUAUUUUAAAAGUUACAAAAAAGUGAUUAUAAUAAAAGUACAGUAAUUUAAUCGGAUAAGUAUUUUGAUAGUUGUGGUCACAUCGAUAUAGGCUAUCUAUUGAUUGUCCGAUAAAAGAUUACAAUUACGAAGGACACCACUCUUUAGAAUUUUGUUACAAAAACAAAUCUAAAAAUAUUUUGCUAUUAUAAUGAUUGAUAACAAAGAAGUAAAAGACUUUGACGAGACAUUCAAUAAGAUAUUGUCAGCACUUUUGGCAGAAAAAUCUUCAGAUGAAUUAACCGAAGUAACGAAUUGGGUAAAGGAGUGCAUAAAAUACAACGUUCCUCACGGAAAACGUAACCGCGGGCUGACUGUUGUGACCACUUUUCGCAUAAUAGCUGAACAACAAAAUAACAAUAAUGUAUCCGAAGAUGACAUUGAGUUGGCCCGUGUGUUGGGCUGGUGUGUCGAGUUUCUUCAGGCAUACUUCUUGGUGGUCGACGAUAUGAUGGAUCAGUCUAUUACAAGACGUGGACAGUUAUGUUGGUAUAAAUUGGAUUAUGUGGGACUAAUGGCUUGCAAUGAUGCGAUACUCAUUGAUCAAGAAAAUUAUCACAUUUUAAAAUUAUUCUUCAAAAAUAAGAAUUAUUAUUUAAAAUUAGUGGAUUUAUUUCAUGAGAUAUCACGGUAUACAUCGUAUGGUCAAUGUUUAGAUACGGCAUCUAAACCCCCGAAUAAAAGCCCACAAUUUGCUAGUUUCAGUCAAACCCGUUAUAAGAAUAUUGUUAAAUACAAGACAUCCUAUUAUUCAUUUGUUUUACCCGUAAGACUCGCUAUGUAUAUGUCAGGCGUUGACGAUGAAGACGAGCACAAGAAUGCCGAAGAAAUUCUUCUAAAAAUAGGACACAUGUUUCAGGUUCAGGACGACUAUCUCGACUGUUACGGUGAUUCGGCAAUCAUUGGUAAGAUUGGUACGGAUAUUGAAGAGGGGAAGUGUUGUUGGCCUAUCAUUAAGGCUUUUGAAGUGUCCAAUGAAAAACAAAUGGCAACUAUUAAAGAAAACUAUGGCAUCAAAGAUGGCGAUUGUGUACAAAAAGUCAAAGAAAUCUAUAACGAACUCAAUAUUAAAGACUUGUAUCACAAGGAAGAAGAAAUGCAAUACAAAGAUAUUUGCAAAUUAAUUGAUGAAAUGAAAACUAAAAGUCAAUUGAAUUCAAAUAUAUUUACUGACUUUUUGGCUAAAAUUUAUAAAAGACAAAAAUGAUUACAAUUAUAUUCAGUUAAUAACAUUUGAUUAUCCAUAAAAACAAAUUGUUAUAAAUGAUUAAUUAUAGUAACUAUAAAUGAUUUUGUAG
Oppia nitens is the source of this 1499-nucleotide messenger RNA. RefSeq lists its product as uncharacterized. Gene Ontology annotation, biological process: trans, trans-farnesyl diphosphate biosynthetic process. The coding region runs from base 353 to 1408 and encodes 351 amino acids. NCBI's taxonomy places the organism in Eukaryota, Metazoa, Arthropoda, Arachnida, Sarcoptiformes, Oppiidae. Gene Ontology annotation, molecular function: dimethylallyltranstransferase activity; (2E,6E)-farnesyl diphosphate synthase activity. The transcript has 6 exons. The record is from RefSeq and is a predicted model, not a curated record. Gene Ontology annotation, cellular component: cytoplasm.